This is a messenger RNA of Polistes dominula (European paper wasp), 2473 nucleotides long. It is a transcript of the gene Mtpalpha, whose product is annotated as monolysocardiolipin acyltransferase Mtpalpha. Gene Ontology annotation, cellular component: mitochondrial fatty acid beta-oxidation multienzyme complex; mitochondrion. The record is from RefSeq and is a predicted model, not a curated record. Gene Ontology annotation, biological process: fatty acid beta-oxidation. Gene Ontology annotation, molecular function: enoyl-CoA hydratase activity; long-chain (3S)-3-hydroxyacyl-CoA dehydrogenase (NAD+) activity; NAD+ binding. Lineage: Eukaryota; Metazoa; Arthropoda; Insecta; Hymenoptera; Vespidae.
AUGGCAAAUUGUAGAAUAAUGGGAGCACUUAUGCGUUUUUCACAUAAAAACAUUUAUUUAACAAAAUCAGCAAUAUUACAACCUUUGAGGACACUUGCAAGUAUGUCAGGCAAAAAGCAUUUCAAAUGUAAAGUUGUUGAUGAUGUAGCGGUUAUUACUUUAGAUUCUCCAGGAGCUAAGGUGAACACAUUAAAUUCAGAAGUAAUGGAAGAAAUAGUUGGUGUUUUGAAAGAUAUAGAAAAUAACGCUGCUGUCAGAUCUGCUGUCUUAAUAAGCGGAAAACCAGGUAAUUUUAUCGCAGGUGCAGAUUUGACUAUGUUACAAAAGUGCCAAAGUGAAAAAGAUGGUUAUGAUAUUGCAAAAACUGGCCAACAAAUUUUAAAUACUAUAGCAGAAAGUAAAAAGCCUGUUGUAGCAGCUAUUCAAGGAGGUUGUCUUGGUGGUGGUUUAGAGGUUGCAUUGGCAUGUCAUUAUCGAAUUGCUGUUAAUGAUACUAAAACUGGUCUAGGCUUACCAGAAGUAAUGGUUGGCCUUCUUCCUGGUGCAGGAGGUACACAACGGUUACCUAAACUUAUUUCAGUUCCAAAUGUGCUUGAUAUGGUUCUUACUGGUAAAACUCUUAAAGCGAAGAAAGCUAAAUCACUUGGAUUAGUUGACAUGCUGGUUAACAGUCUUGGUCCAGGUGUAGCAUCACCAGAAGAAAAUACUUUACACUAUUUGGAAGAAAUUGCUAUAAGAACUGCUAAAGAUAUAGUAAAUGGAAAUUUGAAAGUUGAUCGUAAUGCAAAGUCGAUACAAGAUAAAGUUCUAAAUUAUGCUCUAACUUUUGAAUUCGUCAAAAAUCAAAUAUUUAGUAGGGCAAGAGCACAAGUUAUGAAAAUGACAGGAGGACUUUAUCCUGCUCCUUUAAAAAUUUUAGAAGUAGUUCGUACUGGUUUAGAUAAGGGACCAGUUGCUGGUUUUGAGGCAGAAGCUAAGGCUUUUGGUCAAUUAGCUAUUACCCCACAGUGUAAAGGUCUUACAAGUCUCUUUUUUGGGCAGACAGCUUGCAAAAGAAAUCGUUUUGGAGUACCAAAGAAUGCUGUCAAAAAGAUAUCCGUUAUUGGUGCUGGUUUAAUGGGUGCAGGUAUUGCACAAGUAAGUAUUGACAAAGGAUAUCAUGUUGUUUUGAAAGAUACUAAUGAAGCUGGAUUAUACCGUGGAGUGGGUCAAAUUCAGAAAGGUUUAGAUAAUGCUGUAAAAAGACAUCGUUUUUCCAAAAUACAAAGAGAUAAAUAUUUAGCUAAUCUUGAGCCCACGUUACAGUAUGAUUUAUUAAAAAAUACAGAUCUAGUCAUUGAAGCAGUAUUUGAAGAUAUUGCUAUUAAACAUAAAGUCAUCAAAGAAAUUGAGGCCCAUGCUCCAGAAUAUUGUAUUAUUGCAACAAAUACAUCUGCGAUUCCUAUAGCAAAGAUUGCUGCUGGAAGUAGUCGUCCAGAAAAAGUGAUCGGUAUGCAUUACUUCUCACCAGUAGACAAGAUGCAGUUAUUGGAAAUAAUUACUCAUAAGGGUACAGCAGAUGAAACUAUAAAAACAGCUGUAGAAGUUGGUUUAAAACAAGGCAAAACUGUUAUCACGGUUGGAGAUGGACCUGGUUUUUAUACAACAAGAAUACUCUCUGCCAUGAUAUCAGAAGCGAUUAGAUUAAUGCAGGAAGGUGUUGAUCCUGCAGUUUUGGACAAAUUAACCAAAUCAUUUGGAUUUCCUGUAGGAGCAGCAACUUUAUCUGAUGAAGUUGGUAUCGACGUUGGAGCACAUAUCAGUGUAGAUUUAGGAAAAGCUUUGGGUGAACGUUUUUCAGGAGGAAACGUGAAUAUUAUGUCAGAUAUGGUCAAGGCUGGUUUUCUUGGCCGCAAAUCGGGCAAAGGAAUAUUCAUAUAUGAAAAGAAUACAAAGAAUAAAGACGUUAAUUUGGAAGCAUUAAAUAUUUUGAAAAAAUAUGCAAUUGAACCUAAAGGAAGUACUUCCUCUGAGGAUCGUCAAAUGAGAAUGGUGUCUAGAUUUGUCAACGAAGCGGUACUUUGCUUAGAAGAAAAUAUCUUAGCAAAUCCUUUGGAAGGUGAUGUUGGAGCUGUAUUUGGAUUAGGUUUUCCACCGUUUACUGGUGGACCAUUCAGAUGGGUAGAUUCAUAUGGGGCGCACAGAUUGGUAAAAGUUAUGGAAGAAUUUCAAAGUCACUAUGGCGUUGCUUUUAAACCGUGCCAAUUGUUAUACGAUAUGGCAUCUGAUUCAACGAAAAAGUUUUAUAAAUAACAGAAAUGUCCAGUACUUUAAACAUUUAUUUAAAAGAAAGUAUAUGUGCAUUUAUUUUAUAAAUAAGCAUUAUCCUAUGGUAAACUAUGAGAUUUUCAAUAUUUUUUUUAACAUAGUUUCUGUCUGAUUUUAAAACAAUGCAAUUUAUACUGUUAUAUAGUUUAUAAGAUCUUUUCUAAUU